AUGUUCUUUCAAUGGUCGAUUUUUAUUCAUUUUUGUCUAUUAAUUAUAUUUAUCAAGCCAAUAAAAUCCAGUGAAAACUGUAGUAUUGAUUAUGAUCGAUAUAAAAGAAGUUAUGGUUAUUCAUUAACUUAUCAUUGCAUAAAUCUUCAAACACUUUCAUAUGAUCUAUUACAAACUAAACCUAUUGCAGAUAAGAAAUUACCAUUAAAAAUAACUGCAAGUCCAAAUCUUCAUAUUCAUAAAGAAAUAUGUGGUUAUCAUCAAAAACAACAUUUAUUAGGUUUAUUAAUUGACUCAUCACAUAUUCGUUCAAUAGGUUCACGAGCAUUUUCUUGUCGUACAUUACGAGUUCUUUCCAUAAGUCAUACACAAUUUACAUCACCAAAUUUACCUGAUGAUAUAUUUCUUAAUGCAUCACAAUUACAAACAAUUCGUCUUGUUCAUGUUAAUAUAGCACGUUUACCAACAUCAUUAGAAACUCUAUCGAAUUUAACCGAAUUAAUUCUUGAUGAUAUGCAUUCACUUCUUGCUUAUCCAUCAAUUGAAAAUUUAAUUAGUUUACGUUAUUUACAUAUAUUUACUAGUAUAAAUUAUUUUCCAUUGAAUUAUAUCGAAAUUUUAAAUAGUUUAACACAUAUACAAAUUAUUCAUUUUGGUAGUCGUACAAUAGAUACAUUUCCACGAGAAUUAUUUCAUUUAAAUGGUUAUCAAUUAACUGAUGUAAGUCUUUAUUCAGAAAAUAUAACAUGUCAAUCAUGUAAAAUUGAUUGGUUUAAAACAAUUGUUAAAACUUUAAUGUUAUAUGGAUGGGCUAAUCGUACAAAAGAACAAUUUGUAAAUAAAAAUUUUCAUUUGAUUACAAAAACAACACAAUAUUAUAAAUUAGAUAUAAUUGCAUAUUGUGGUGAUAUGCGAUUAGGUUCAGAACCAUUGAUGGUACAUAAUGCUCCAUUAUGUUGUAAUAAAGGUUAUUAUCAUUGUGCAACUGAACGUUCUACAUGUCAACGAGUUAGUAAUACAUUUUCACGUUGUAAAUGUUUAAAUGGUUAUUAUGAAGAUAGUUAUGGUGAUUGUAUUUCAAUUUAA
This is a messenger RNA of Adineta steineri, 1086 nucleotides long. NCBI's taxonomy places the organism in Eukaryota, Metazoa, Rotifera, Eurotatoria, Adinetida, Adinetidae. The record is from the annotation of a GenBank genome assembly.